Molecule: messenger RNA, 795 nt
Organism: Peniophora sp. CBMAI 1063
Lineage: Eukaryota; Fungi; Basidiomycota; Agaricomycetes; Russulales; Peniophoraceae
Source: the annotation of a GenBank genome assembly
AUGGUAUCUGCAUCGCUCUUGGUCCUUUCCCUUGGUGCCCUCUCGGCCUUCGCUGCACCUUCCAAGCGCCAGUCCGCCGACAACGGUUCAUGCCGUGCUCUGCAGACCACCUGCGCCGGGUCAGUCAAGUCCGAUCUCAGCGACGCCUGGAACAUCAAGGCCUGCGUCUUCGGCGCAACUUGCUUCGGUGGCCAACACCCUGUGGACGGUUUCCUUGCCGCUGUCUACGCUGACCGUGGCCUUAGCGGUACCGCGCCACAGAGUGUCAACCUGCCGCGUGUGACCACCUCCCUCUUCAACUCCAUCUCUACCGACGGGAAGACCGUGAGCCAGCAGAACUUCAUCGACGGGUACUACUCCUCCCUCGAUGCCACUGGCGGCCCGUACCCGACCAGCGCCCAGUAUGUUAUCGACCUCUUUGGCAACUUGCAGGACUGGACGGCCUUCUGCAACGCGGCUAUCCCAUUCCAGAACUUCGCCGACUACUUCCAGUACUCGUCCAGCGUUAGCAGCUCCAAUUGCGGAGUUGCCACGGCCGGUAUCCUCUCGCCCGUCACGUCGGAGGCGUCGGCGGUCUUCACGUCAGUGCUGGCCUCGACCUUCACGUCGCGCGCAUCUUCAGCUGUCACGUCGCAAGUGUCUUCAGUGUCCGCUUCGGUGCCCUCUUCGGCCGUCACAUCGCGUGCAUCGCAGGUAUCCUCAGCCGUCACGUCGGCCCUGCCGGCGUCGGCUGUCACGUCUAGGGCCUCCUCUGCCGUCGCCACCGCCCCGUCUGUUGAGACCACUGCCGCCUGA